GGGAGGUUGUGGAAUCCCCUUCACUGGAGGUUUUUAUGAACAGGUUGGACAAACACCUGCCAGGGAUGUUCUGGUUUACUUGGGCCAACCUCAGUGCAGGCAGGGGGUUCGACUUGAUGGUCUCUCAAUGUCCCUUCCAGUCUUUCAUUUCUGUGAUAGUCCAGAUGGUCAUAAAAACAAAGAGCAUGAGAUAAUUUAUUUAGACGUAGUCCCUGCCUGUGGGAGAGUUUGAGAACCCCUCCUGUAUGACAAAAAUGAACCCAAACAUGCUUUUGUCUACUGAACAUUAGAUGUUACCAUUGGGCAAAAAGCAUCUCUGGAAAACACACUUUAUUAAUAUACAUAAAAUGUAAAAACUAAAACAAACUUUCCCUCAAUCAUAUUACAAGAUAAUAGUUUAUGAAUGGAAUCAGAUUAAUUGACAAAAUACUUGUGACAUUUCAACUUUAUAGCAUCAUCUCCCAAAUGAAUUAGAAAAUAUAUAUUAUUCCCCCAAACAUUUAGGGGGAGAAUUUUCAAAGACCAAAAUGGCAGGUAGGUGCAAAAUGAAAGCCUAUGAACAUCCCCAUCUUGGGUACCAAUCUGCCUUCUGUUACAUAUAUGAAACAUCUAUUGCAAGAUUAUUUAUAGGAAUUGUACCAGGCUAACUGAAAGCAAAAUUUGGGACUCCAAGGGUUUAUGAUUUUUAUACCUAUAAUUUUGUUAUGCAUUUCACAACAUAUCAAACAUAGGAUAUCUGUUUCCCACAGGAUACAUGUUUUUACUAGUUUCUCUUGCAUGUGUAGUCAUUGUCUCAAAUUUUCUGCGCAUGAACAUUUUUCAGUUUCUAAAUCCAUAAGGAUCCUUCCACUUCCUCCAGAUGUUAUUCUGCUUGCUUGCUAUGUAUGGGAAGCCAGACUAUUUCCCAUAGCCCUGUGGACUGUUUAACUACUCUACAAACCAGAGCUGUUAAUGAGCUUUGUUUCAAGCAUAUGUCUUCAUAUGUCAACACUUUUGCUUAUGUCAGAAGGUUAAAAAUGGAAACAUUUUUUUCCUUUAAGAAAACAGACACCCAAAUAAGGAGAUGACUGAGUGCUUAAGAUUCCCCUAGUGAAUCGCUUCCAGCUUGUUCCUUAGAAAGGCUGCACAUGAAAGGUCGGGGGGGGGGGCACCAGGGAUUUGGGCUGCAUCCAAAAUAUUGAGUAAGGGUCUUUGAGACUUUAAAGCUAACUACAACCAUUCAAGGGUUCACUGUGCUGCAUGCCUAGAGCAGUGCUCUACUACUUUCACAACCUAUUUUUAAGACUGUUUACUACAAGUUUGUUCUUGCAAAGCUUUUCUUCUCUUGUGUGAGAGAGACACAACCCCAUCCUCCAGCAAAAAUGGAAGCCAUCAAGAAAAAGAUGCAGAUGCUGAAGCUAGAUAAGGAGAAUGCAAUUGAUAGAGCUGAACAGGCUGAAGCAGACAAGAAAGCAGCUGAGGACAAGUGCAAACAGGUAGAGGAUGAGCUGGUGGCACUGCAGAAGAAGUUAAAAGGAACUGAAGAUGAACUGGAUAAAUACUCAGAAGCUCUCAAAGAUGCUCAGGAAAAACUGGAACAGACUGAUAAGAAGGCAACAGAUGCAGAAGGUGAAGUGGCAGCUUUGAAUCGGCGUAUCCAGCUGGUGGAAGAGGAGCUGGAUCGUGCCCAAGAACGUCUGGCGACUGCCCUGCAGAAACUGGAGGAGGCAGAGAAGGCAGCAGAUGAAAGUGAGAGAGGUAUGAAAGUUAUUGAAAACAGAGCAAUGAAGGAUGAAGAAAAAAUGGAAAUUCAGGAGAUGCAGCUGAAAGAGGCUAAGCAUAUUGCUGAGGAGGCUGACCGUAAAUAUGAAGAGGUUGCGCGUAAACUGGUCAUUUUGGAGGGUGAACUAGAGAGAGCCGAGGAACGUGCUGAGGUGUCAGAACUAAAAUGCAGUGACCUUGAAGAAGAACUAAAAAAUGUCACUAACAACCUAAAGUCCCUGGAGGCUCAGUCUGAGAAGUACUCUGAAAAAGAGGAUAAAUAUGAAGAAGAAAUCAAGCUUCUCUCUGACAAACUCAAGGAGGCUGAAACACGUGCGGAGUUUGCAGAAAGAACGGUUGCUAAACUGGAAAAGACUAUUGAUGAUCUGGAAGUUCCCCCAGCUCUUGCACCCGAAGCCCUGUGACCGCAACAGACUGGACUAUUAUCUACUGUGGAUCACGUGGCCAAUCUCCAGGGCAAGAAAAGAAAUACAAAGCAGGAAAUGUGGGGUGAGCUGCAGUCAGAGUCCAGAACAGGACCAAGAAGACAGAGGACUGGAGAGGAGUUUUCAUUGCAGAGAAGGAGGCCAGAGAAAUCCCUAGAAGACCAUUGAAUUGAUGAGGCAAACUCUAGGAAACCUCUAGGAUGUGCAAAACCAGCUCCUUGAACUGAUGACAAAGCAGUUUUGCUAGAGACCCUUAGAGUGCCAUCUUCCCACCCAACACUACAGUCACAUCCCAGACAUAUCCUGCAGCCUGUGGACAAUACUGCUUCCUGAGAGCAGCACCUGCACGUCCCAGAAUUCCAUCAGGCACUUUCCUGGGAUGUGGUGUGUGGAGGAGAGUGAAAACACUGAAUUCUGGGAACCCACCUUCAUCCCCACAACUACAAACAAUGGCUUCUGCUCUCACCAUUCCACAUAUGAAGGGAAAGAGCACCCAGAAAUCCUGUACAAUCAUGUUUACUCUGCACUUACAGGCAGGCUGUCCAUGUAUCUGCAGAGUUUAAAAAUGAGCAUUUUUUUCAAAACUCAACAUAUUUUAUUGAGCUGAAAUUUGCACUGUAUUAUUGUUUGUUACCAGGGUUACAAAUUGGGACAGACUUAUUCAAUUUCUUGUUUUCAU
Molecule: messenger RNA, 2865 nt
Organism: Terrapene triunguis (Three-toed box turtle)
Lineage: Eukaryota; Metazoa; Chordata; Testudines; Emydidae
Gene: TPM4
Product: tropomyosin 4
Exons: 9
Coding region: 1362-2165 (267 amino acids)
Biological process (GO): muscle contraction; actin filament organization
Cellular component (GO): actin filament
Molecular function (GO): actin filament binding
Source: RefSeq, a predicted model, not a curated record